UCCAUCACGGCUGUAAAUUGAUCGAUUUUAUUACUACGGUAAACAGGCCAAGUUUCUUUUUGUUUGACACUCGUAAUUACGAACUGAUUGUAUCAAUGUCACAUCAAGAGUGUGGCGAUCAGAUGAUGGCCACCGAGGAUGGUGUCGUUUUGUCACCAUCAUCUGAUAAAGAUCGCCAAAGUGAGGAAAGGCCCGAAACAAUCAUUGAUGGCCAAGAUGAUGGUCGUUGUUGUGACAUUGACCAGCCACACCAAGCUCAACAACAACAACAUGUAACGAUCCAACGAAGUGAAUCAGUGAUAAAAUCGCCUUCAAAGUCAACACCGACACCUGUCAUCCAGGUAAUCGAUACGGCAAGUGGACAAAUUGAUGGUGAACAAAAGAAAUGCUCAUCAAUUUGUUCGCCUUCGAAUGGAGCCAAUUUUCUACUCAGUUCUAACAUUGCACCAAACAACCCAUUUUUACGAGCAACCAGUUUUCACACAAAUUCUUCAUUGUCAUCAUCAUCGACGUCGGCUACAUCGAAUUGUGCCGAUGGCGAUGCAUCGGAUUCAUCAUCGGGCGAAUCGCAAAUCAUUUUCGCGCCUCCCAAAUUGAUUCCAUCAUCGCUGGGGCCACCAAAUGCGACCAGCUCUUUCCUUCAGCCAACGAUACUGAAAACGUCUGAUGGCAGCAUAUCAGAUAUUCGAAAGCCAAACGAAACGAUUUCAGCAAGCAAAACAUUCAUCUCAUUGAACAAAGAAGACAUUGGAAAGAUAAAGACGCCUGCUUUCAUUCAAUUAACAUCGCCGUUAAUCACAUCGAAUGGUGGUAGCAAUACGACCAGUUUGAUUACCACAUCCAGCAGUGAUGAGACGACAUCUGUCAUGAAAAGUUCAAACACUUUGGACGGAGCGGGUACCUCGAAAAUUUUGUUUGGCCAAAAAGUCGAAGACAGAGUGGUCAUUGAUCAGUCCGAGCUGAUUGCUAACAGUAGCCAAACGGCAUCAUCAUCCACAUCAUCAGCCAAUCAUGCAUUAUCAUUUCCAUCGUCGGCUGCCACUGUAUCAUCAUCUUCGUCUUCGUGUUCAUCAUCGGAUCGUCCUCAUCUGAUAUCAUUCAGCGAUGUGUCGAAUUGUGAGGAAUCGACCAUCAUCAAAACACUGACAACACAGAGUACGGGUGACAAUGACCCAGAUUCUUCGACCUCGUUCACGUCGGUCAUUAAGAAUGGCGGCGACAGUAACGCCGAAAGCAUUUUCAAACGUAAAUACGAAGUCAUUACAGGCGAAGAAGACGAACAGAAUGUGUUGAGCAUUCACGGACGGUUGUAUGCCUGGGAUACAGAUAAAGCUUCCUGGGUAGAGAAAGGUCGUGGUCCGCUUCACCUGAACGAUGUGAUGAAGGAUGAGAAACUAUGCUCACGACUAGUGAUGCGAACGGCUGGUGCUUAUCGAUUAAUUUUGAACGCUCUUAUUGUGGCCGGCAUGACAUUCGAGUUGGCCAGCGAGAAUUGUUUACGUUUCACCUAUGUUGAUGGUAUCUACAUGAUCAAGGCAAACCCAAAAGAUAUAGACCAAUUACAUUCGGCCAUCGAACAUCGGUUACGAGAUAUAUCGAAACGGGCCCGAUCACAUGACGAUCAUUGAAUGAAUCACUUUUUCCCAUUGUCCUUUGUCCAUUUUUAUGAUACAUGAUGAUUAAAUGAGAUAUAUAUAUAUUUGAAACCAAACAAACAUACAACAUUACCCAUGGCCGGCCAUCAGUAUUGGAACAGGCCCUGCUAUGCAAACACUACUUUUAUGUGAUGUUCAAUGGUUUCAAAAUAUCUGUGUACAGAUGAUGAUGUAGAAUCGGAAAGACGACAAUAUAGUGUGCAAGGAAAUUGUAAAGAAAAACGACAACGACAACAAAAUUUCACCGGAGCGAAUCGAUUCAAUGUUUGACUAGUUUAUUUUCAAUGUUGUGUUUGUUGUAUUUAAUUUGUUCAAACGACUUGAAUAACUGGAAUGACAUUGAAUAAACAAACAAAAGUUUCCAAUAAUAA
Messenger RNA from Dermatophagoides farinae (American house dust mite), 2026 nucleotides. The record is from RefSeq and is a predicted model, not a curated record. NCBI's taxonomy places the organism in Eukaryota, Metazoa, Arthropoda, Arachnida, Sarcoptiformes, Pyroglyphidae.